Molecule: messenger RNA, 1661 nt
Organism: Arachis ipaensis
Lineage: Eukaryota; Viridiplantae; Streptophyta; Magnoliopsida; Fabales; Fabaceae
Gene: DET3
Product: vacuolar ATP synthase subunit C (VATC) / V-ATPase C subunit / vacuolar proton pump C subunit (DET3)
Biological process (GO): proton transmembrane transport
Cellular component (GO): vacuolar proton-transporting V-type ATPase, V1 domain
Molecular function (GO): proton-transporting ATPase activity, rotational mechanism
Source: RefSeq, a predicted model, not a curated record
AUAGUAGCGAACCAUAGCCACAUUUUAACGUUGCCACAGGCAAAAAGGUCUUCUCUCAAGUUAUGAAUUACUGAAUUGUGUUGAGCAUCGUAAAAACAACGAAGGAACCUGAGAGUUAAAGAAGAACCCAUCAGAGCACAGCACAGAGUCACACAGCGAUCAAUAAUGGCGAGCAGGUACUGGGUGGUGUCUCUUCCCGUUCACAACUCCGCUUCCACUCUCUGGAACCAGCUCCAGGAUCAAAUCUCCAAGCACUCUUUCGACACCCCUCUCUACAGGUUCAACAUCCCUAAUCUCCGCGUCGGAACCCUAGACUCUCUCCUCUCUCUCAGCGAUGAUCUCGCUAAGUCCAACACUUUCAUGGAAGGAGUGUCGCACAAGAUCCGGCGCCAGAUUGAGGAACUUGAGAGGAUCUCCGGCGUCGAGAGCAGCGGUCUCACUGUCGAUGGUGUCCCUGUUGAUUCCUAUUUAACCAGAUUUGUUUGGGAUGAAGCAAAGUACCCCACUAUGUCGCCAUUGAAAGAGAUCGUUGAUGGAAUUCAUGGUCAAGUAGCAAAGAUAGAGGAUGAUCUCAAGGUUCGUGUUUCUGAGUACAACAAUAUCCGCAGUCAGCUUAAUGCUAUCAACCGAAAGCAAACUGGAAGCCUAGCUGUCCGUGACCUUUCCAACUUGGUAAAACCUGAGGAUAUUAUAACUUCAGAACAUUUAACUACUCUCCUUGCCAUUGUUUCCAAGUAUUCACAAAAGGAUUGGCUCGCAAGCUACGAAACACUGACAAACUAUGUGGUCCCCAGAUCUUCCAAGAAGUUGUAUGAGGAUAAUGAAUAUGCUCUUUACACUGUAACACUCUUCAAUCGUGUUGCGGACAACUUCAGAACUAGUGCACGUGAAAAAGGGUUUCAAAUUCGUGAUUUUGAAUACAGUCCAGAAACACACGAGGGGCGAAAGCAGGAGUUAGAUAAAUUGAUGCGGGAUCAGGAAAGUUUGAGAGGUUCUUUGUUGCAGUGGUGCUAUACCAGCUAUGGAGAGGUUUUCAGCUCGUGGAUGCAUUUCUGUGCUGUACGUUUAUUUGCUGAGAGCAUUCUGAGAUAUGGUCUACCACCAUCUUUCUUGGCAUGUGUUUUAGCUCCAUCUGUAAAAGCUGAAAAGAAAGUACGUUCUAUCCUUGAAGGUUUGAGUGAUAGCACAAACAGUUCAUACUGGAAGUCUGAGGAUGAUGUAGGGAUGGCGGCCCUAGCGGGUGAGGAUGCCCACCCCUACGUGUCCUUCACAAUCAAUCUUGUUUGAGUGCUUUCAGAAACCAACCAGUCCAUUUGUAGAGUCCCCCUAAGGAUUCCGUUGGACAGAAAUAAUGCCAAUGCCAGACAGGAAGUGAAGAUUUUGUACACUACUAUCCUAUUCCAUUCUUUGUUAUUAUUAUUAUUUAUAUAUAAAUGGAGCAAUAAGAAGUCUAAAGAGUGUCUAGUAAAUUGUAAGGACAGUACCGGGAUUGAUCAUUAGCAACUUGUUUUAAUUUUAAUGUUUUCUGGUUUGCGAUUAUGGUACUCGGAAAAAUUUAUACAUUUGCUUAUCCAUCCCACUCGGAAAAGUUGUUAAACAUUAAAUUUUCGGGAUUGAAAUCGUUUUAACCCCAAAAAUGCAGAAUUCAAGGGGGUUGAUGA